AUGGAAGGGUCUCGUGUAGUCAAUGAAGAAGAGAAAAAAAUAAAGCAUUAUAGCAGUGUCCACCAAAUACUGCUGGUAGGUGAGGGAGACUUUUCAUUUUCAGCAUGCUUGGCGGAGGCCUUUGGUUCUGCUGCCAAUAUGACAGCAACUUCUCUUGACUCCAGAGAGAUGUUAAUGCUAAAUUAUUCGAAAGCAAGCACAAACUUGAAAAGUCUGGAGGAUGGUGGAUGCACUAUAUUACAUGGAGUAGAUGCCUGUACUAUGAGCCAUCAUCCUCUUUUAUUUGGCAAAUCGUUCGAUCGAAUAGUCUUUAAUUUUCCUCAUGCUGGUUUCCUUUUCCAGGAACAUGACUGUACACAAAUUGAGAUGCAUAAAGCGCUGGUGAGAGGCUUUCUGGGCAGUGCAAGGAAUAUACUAAAGGAGAAAGGGGAAGUUCAUGUAACCCACAAAACUGCUAAUCCAUUUGAUAGGUGGGAGAUAGAGAAACUAGCAGAGGAAGUUGGGCUGUCCUUGGUUGAAAAAGCAUGGUUUGACAAAUGGGAUUAUCCAGGUUAUCAAAAUAAGAGAGGAUCUGGGUUCAAAUGCAAUGAGAGCUUUCCUGUUGUUUCUUUUCGCUUUAGUCGUUUCCUAUCACCAAUUACUGAAUUACAUUAUAAAUUCCUUCCUGGAAAAGAACCAUUAGGGUUUGAUAAUACUUUGAAUAAGGCCAAUCAAACAGCUCAACUGAAACUUACUGCCAAGUUCCAUGGCAAGUGA
Mangifera indica (mango) is the source of this 756-nucleotide messenger RNA. RefSeq lists its product as uncharacterized. Lineage: Eukaryota; Viridiplantae; Streptophyta; Magnoliopsida; Sapindales; Anacardiaceae. Gene Ontology annotation, cellular component: cytoplasm. Gene Ontology annotation, biological process: rRNA base methylation. The transcript is spliced from 5 exons. Bases 1 to 756 code for a protein of 251 amino acids. The record is from RefSeq and is a predicted model, not a curated record. Gene Ontology annotation, molecular function: rRNA (uridine-N3-)-methyltransferase activity.